AUGGACGACAUUGCAUACAUUGCAGAGGUUGCAGUAGAGAGGCUGGUGGCAGCAGAAAAAGUGACGGCACAAACAGCCAAUGGCAGCGGAGUGAACGACAGCACAGUGGCCAGCGGCGGAGUGAACGAUUGCACAGCAGUGGGCAGCGACGCAGACGCGUUUGAGGGAUACAGUGGAGGAGGCAGGCCCCUGCAGCUCUUCACCUGGGAGGAGAUCGGGCUCCAUAUGGGCUGGGGGCACCCGCAGCAGGAGCGGUGGCUGGUGAUCGACAGGAAGGUCUAUGACAUGAGCCAGUUCUACCGGCGGCACCUGGGCAGCGCAUGGCUUAUCAGUCUCUAUGCAGGGCAAGAUGCAGAUGAUGCCUCUAUAGCUUUCCAUAUCAAUAAAACACUGGUGAGAAAGUCCAUGAACUUGCUGCUGAUUGGGGAGCUGGCACUUGGUCAACCCAGCUUUGAGCCCUGCAAAAAUAAACUGCUGGUAGAGGAUUUCCGUGAGCUACGCGCCACCAUCGAGAGGAUGGAACUUCUGAACCCCAACAGCCUCUUCUUCUUCCUGAUUUUCCUGCAAAUUCUGCUGCUAGAGGCUACCAGGUGGAUCACUCUCUGGUACUUUGGGACUUCCCUACUACCUUUCCUCAUCUCUGCGGUGCUGCUGACAACCUCCCUGUCUCAAGCUGGGUAUCUGCAACAUGAUUUGGGACACCUCUCGGUAUUCAGCAAGUUCAAAUGGAACCAUGUAGUUCAAAAAUUUGUGAUAGGCCAACUGUUGUUAACCGAGCGCUAUGCUCUGUCGGAUCGCCCGCUCGGGAUGAAGAAGAAGUUCAUGCCUUACAACCACCAGCACAAGUACUUCUUUGUCACACUGCCCCCAUUCCUGUUUCCUGUCUACUUCCAGUACUUUCCAUUGUACAAGACAAUCCAGAGAAAAGACUGGGUGGACCUGGCCUGGAUGCAGAGUUUCUACAUUCAAUUCUUUGAUAAAAUACGCUCUGUUCAUGACAAAAAUAGCUUGGUUUUAAGGUCCUCUACAGGCCCUAAAUCUGUUUGGAUUAUGCAAAAACUCCAGCUGGUUCUUCAGGGUCACCGGCAGUGCAAAUCUGCUUCCUCCACCUUCAUAGAUGACCAAAUCCCUCCAUUCAGCAGUAUGUGA
Molecule: messenger RNA, 1149 nt
Organism: Mauremys mutica (yellowpond turtle)
Lineage: Eukaryota; Metazoa; Chordata; Testudines; Geoemydidae
Product: acyl-CoA (8-3)-desaturase-like
Exons: 12
Coding region: 1-1149 (382 amino acids)
Biological process (GO): lipid metabolic process
Cellular component (GO): membrane
Molecular function (GO): oxidoreductase activity, acting on paired donors, with oxidation of a pair of donors resulting in the reduction of molecular oxygen to two molecules of water
Source: RefSeq, a predicted model, not a curated record